AUACAGCAGCAGUGUACAGGAAUGAAACUGAAAUAGGUGAUGCCCUCAAGCAGCUUUUACCCGAGUUUGGCCUGGAAAGGAAGGAUGUAUUUAUUACUUCAAAACUGAAUUCAUGAAAGGGUGAAAAAUUAUGAAAGAAACUGAUAUUUAUCGUAUUUUCAUCUAAGGCUCGAGAAGGUAAAAUCAAGCAGUCAUGGAGGAGACAAAAGAGAUCAGAAAUCUCUCUCUUUUUGAGCUUACAGAAAUUUCACGCAAACUACAUUUAGAACUCGCCCCCCGUGGAUUUGAAUUCCAUCCUUUUAAGAUCGGCUGGUACAACAAACAUGUUGCUGAAUCUUUCCAGUUGCCUUACCACGAAGACACGGUGGCGUUUGUGGUGAUUAGUACACCCAGCAUGUUUGAGAAAGCCUUCUUGCCAUUCGUGACAGAGUUGGAUUGUCAGAGGUCCUCGCAGGACCCACUUGACCAGUGCAUGGUGCACUGCUUCUCAACCAUCAGUGAAAUAUUCCCUGCAGAAAAGGUCGUCAUUAUGCAUGACUUUGAACUAUCUCCAAACCGACGCCCCAAAGUCCUUAUGCAAACCGCGGGCCAUGUGUCAGGGGCUGUACGAUAUUACCAGCGGACAGACCUUAAGUCUGAUCCAUUUGACCCCAGCAGGAAGGUGUUUGGUGCUUGCCUCCACCCACGUUAUGGUGGUUGGUUUGCUCUGCGUGGUGUGGUCAUAUUUCCACAGUUUGUCUGUCCUGAGCUGAAGCCACAGCAGCCCAAAGACAUCCUGCAGAAUGAUGAGGAAUUGGUUGAACUGCUGAAGCGCUACAAUGACCACUGGCAAGACUGGACUUUUAGAGACAUCAUCUCGGUGAAAGAGAAAUACUCGGAACAACAAAAAGAGUACUUUGGCACAAAACCAGGAGAGAGAAAAGCACUCAUUGAGAAGUAUCGUGCAGCUCUGAAGGGAAAUGCAUAGAGAGAUACACUCAUAUUUUUGUUGAUUUUGAUUAUUCAGCAUAAAGCUAUGAUAGUAUAAUGAAAAGUUAACAAGUAUAGCAAAGUGAAUAACAGUAUGAUCACUGAUUUCUUUGAUUUUCAGUUUUAAAGGGUUUCUUGUUAGCAUUCCUCUUUUAUUUUGAUAUUUGAAGUAGUUAUAACCUGGUUCAUUUAAGAAACAUGGAUUUAGACUUCUAUCAUUUCUGCGCAAUGUGCCAUAAUGUUCCAGUCAUUUCAAAUACUUCCAUCUUUUAUUCAUAAAUAAUUUUGCUACUCGUCCACUUUUUACUAUUUUUGAUUUGAUCAAUCUUUCAGCAAAGCUUUUUGAUCAUGGCAUAAGUGGAAGUGGAAUGGUUAAAAAUUACUGUAUGAGAAUGAGAUACUUUCUGUGCUGUGAAAAUUGUACAAACUAAGUAGAACAGAGGGAAUUAGAUCUUCAGAUUUAGGGGGGCUGCAGUGGAGAGUCAUAGAAAAAUUAUUCAGGACACUCCACCUCCAGCUGAGGCAACUUUAGCCCACACAGUGUAAUGUCUUUACAGAUUAUAACUGCUUGCUUAGUGUGUGGAUAUAUAAUUCAGGGUAGCUUAUUCUAGUUCAUAUCUGGAGUUAUGUAGGAUUUGUUGUGCAGAAGUGUGCAAUUCAGGUGUCAUAUUAGAGAAUUGUUUUAUUACUGGCUCUUACAGUCUUUUGCCCUUCCUUUUUUUUUAAAUUCUCCUUUUUCUCUCCUCCUUCUUCUUCUUCUCCUUCUCCUUCUUCUUCUUCUUCUUCUUCUUCUCCUCCUCCUUCUCCUUCUUCUUCUUCUUCUUCUCCUUCUCCUUCUCCUCCUCCUCCUCCUCCUCCUCCUCCUCCUCCUCCUCCUCCUCCUCCUCCUCCUCCUCCUUUCUCUUCUCUUCCUCUUCUCCUCCUCUUCCUUCUUUUUCUACUUGUUCUUCUUUCUCCUCCUCUUCUUCUUCCUCCUCCUCUUCCAUCUUCCUCUUCUCUUCUUCUUUUUCUUCUUCUUUUUCUACUUGUUCUUCUUCCUCCUCUUCCUCCUCCUCCUCCCCCUCCUCCUCCUGCUGCUGCUGCUGCUGCUGCUGCUGCUGCUGCUGCUCCUGCUGCUCCUCCUCCUCCUCCUCCUC
Molecule: messenger RNA, 2105 nt
Organism: Penaeus indicus
Lineage: Eukaryota; Metazoa; Arthropoda; Malacostraca; Decapoda; Penaeidae
Product: cyanocobalamin reductase / alkylcobalamin dealkylase-like
Exons: 3
Coding region: 194-967 (257 amino acids)
Biological process (GO): cobalamin metabolic process
Cellular component (GO): cytoplasm
Molecular function (GO): demethylase activity; FAD binding; cyanocobalamin reductase (cyanide-eliminating) (NADP+) activity
Source: RefSeq, a predicted model, not a curated record